Merops nubicus (carmine bee-eater) is the source of this 414-nucleotide messenger RNA. Its product is annotated as beta-1,3-N-acetylglucosaminyltransferase lunatic fringe. Gene Ontology annotation, cellular component: membrane. The transcript has 4 exons. Gene Ontology annotation, molecular function: O-fucosylpeptide 3-beta-N-acetylglucosaminyltransferase activity. Lineage: Eukaryota; Metazoa; Chordata; Aves; Coraciiformes; Meropidae. The annotation marks the transcript as partial. Gene Ontology annotation, biological process: regulation of Notch signaling pathway. The record is from RefSeq and is a predicted model, not a curated record.
CUCUCGCAGCACCCUGUGCAUUUCUGGUUUGCCACGGGCGGAGCAGGGUUUUGUAUCAGCCGGGGGCUGGCGCUGAAGAUGAGCCCGUGGGCCAGUGGGGGCCACUUCAUGAGCACCGCGGAGAAGAUCCGCCUGCCCGACGACUGCACCAUCGGCUACAUCAUCGAGUCCGUGCUGGGGGUGAAGCUCAUCCGGAGCAACCUCUUCCACUCACACCUGGAGAACCUCCACCAGGUGCCCAAGACGGAGAUCCACAAACAGGUGACACUAAGCUACGGCAUGUUCGAGAACAAGCGCAACUCCAUCCACAUGAAGGGAGCCUUCUCCGUCGAGGAGGACCCGUCCAGGUUCCGCUCGGUGCACUGCCUGCUGUACCCCGACACGCCAUGGUGCCCGGCCAAUGUGGUUUACUAG